AUGAAUCAACCAAAGGUCCAGCGUCGUGUUGGUAAAUAUGAAGUUGGCAAAACUAUUGGACAAGGCACUUUUGCUAAAGUGAGGUAUGCUAAGGACACUGAGACAGGAGAAUCCGUUGCUCUUAAAAUCAUUGAUAAACAGAAGCUUAUCAAAAACGAGAUGUCUAAACAGCUAAAGAGAGAAAUUUCUACUAUGAAGCUGAUAAACCAUCCAAAUGUAGUGCGGCUCCAUGAGGUUUUGGCUAGCAAGACAAAGAUAUACAUUGUCCUAGAAUUUGCCAUGGGUGGAGAGCUUUUUUUCAAAAUUGAACGUAAUGGGCGCUUGAGAGACGAUGUAGCACGUAGAUAUUUUCAGCAGCUUAUCAAUGCAGUUGAUUACUGCCAUAGCAGGGGAGUGUACCACAGAGACUUAAAGCCUGAAAAUUUGCUUCUAGAUGCUCAAGGAAAUCUGAAAGUCUCUGAUUUUGGUUUGAGUGCCUUGUCCAUACAAGCCGGGGGAGAUGGUCUUCUUCACACUACAUGUGGAACUCCAAACUAUACUGCUCCUGAGGUUCUUAAAGAUCAAGGCUAUCAUGGGGCAAGCGCAGACUUGUGGUCCUGUGGAGUGAUACUCUUUGUUCUACUUGCUGGCCAUUUUCCUUUCGAGGAUUCUAAUCUUAUGACGCUGUACAGAAAGAUAACAGCUGCUGUAUAUACUUGUCCUCCUUGGUUCUCUCCUGGUGCCAAGAACUUGAUUGCCCGAAUCUUGGAUCCAAACCCGAUGACUCGUAUCAAAGUUCCAGAGAUUCUCGAAGAUGCGUGGUUCAAGAAAGAUUACAAGCCAGCUGUUUUCGAGGAGAAAGAAGAAGAAGCAACGUUGGAUGAUGUGGAAGAUGUUUUUAAAGAUUCAGAAGAGCAUCAUGUCACAGAAAAGAAAGAUGAGCAGCCAACUUCUAUGAAUGCCUUUGAGUUGAUAUCAAUGUCGAGGGCUCUGGAUCUCGGAAACUUUUUUGAAGAACAAGAGGGAUACAAGCGAGAAACAAGAUUUGCAGCCACAGGCGGUGCUGAUGAACUAGUCCAAAAGAUUGAAGCAGCUACUAAGACUCUUGGUUUCGAUAUUCAAAAGAAAAACUAUAAGAUGAGACUUGAAAACGUGAAUGCUGGAAGGAAGGGAACCCUAAAAGUGGCUACUGAGAUAUUUCAAGUAUCUCCGUCUCUUCAUAUGGUGGAAGUCCGGAAAACCAAAGGGGAUACAUUAGAGUUUCAUAAGUUCUACAAGAAGCUCUCGACCACAAUUAAUGAUGUGGUUUGGAAAUCCGGUGAUACCUCUGAUAAUAACAACAAAGGAGAGAAAGACUGA
Messenger RNA from Eruca vesicaria subsp. sativa (arugula), 1338 nucleotides. The record is from the annotation of a GenBank genome assembly. Lineage: Eukaryota; Viridiplantae; Streptophyta; Magnoliopsida; Brassicales; Brassicaceae.